GUAAUAUGCUUAGUCACAGUGAUUAGCGGCAGACUCCGGGAGGCGACGGGUGUCACGGGCUGCAAGGGGUUUAGUUACUCUUUGGACAGUGUUGGGGAAGGGUACAACUCCUCUCACCCACCGAAACAUAAAUCUCAGGAAAAGUGUGCCAAGAUGAUUACUGAGGUUCUGCUCUUGGUGUUUCUAGCUGCCUUAGUGAUAUAUUAUUGGCAGAACAGUUCAGAUCAGAAGCUGCCUCCAGGACCCUUUUGUUUACCCAUCAUUGGCAGUAUAAAGCAAGUCAUGGUAGCAGACGAUGCCCGUGAACUACAUAGAAAAUUUGGUGACGUCUUCAGAAUAAAGAUGGCAAGUAUAACAAUUACUUUCAUCUGCAACUUCAAGCUUGCAAAGGAAGCAUUCUUGAAGACGGAAUGUAGUGACCGUCCUCACUAUAAAAGCUUUCAUUACCUCUCUGACGGUAGAGAAGCAGGUGUGAUAUUUUCAAAUGGACAACGCUGGCAGAAUGUGCGUAGAUUCUUGUUGCGUAACUUGAGAGAUCUUGGAAUGGGCAAGUCUUACUUGGAUAGUGCCAUACAGGAGGAGGCAGUGAUGCUGGUCAAUGAUUUUAAAAAGUAUGACGGCAAAGAAACUCCAAUUCCUCAGUCUGUUAACAUUGCAGCUCUCAAUGUCAUCUGGCAACUUGUGGCAGGUUGUCGCUAUGAUCUGAAUGACGAGGAGAUUCAUACCUUUAUCAAGCUCAUAAAAAGCUUGCAAGAAGACACCACUGCUUUUAUGUUGCCAGAGUGCUUUCCUAUACUAAAUUAUCUGCCUGGUUUUCUCACAAGAAAACUCCUUAGAACUGAUUUGAUAGAAGAGAUUAAAAGGAAAGCCUUUCAAUUGACGGGGAAAACUAUUGAAUCUCACAAGGCUAAAUUGGACCCCAACAACCCUCGUGACCUCAUUGAUGAAUACCUUCUUGAGAUGAGUAAGAAGAGUGAUAUCGCGGCCUUUUUCAGCGAAGAGGACCUGACAAGAAAUAUAUUCGAUUUGUUUUCUGCGGGAUUUGAUACCAGUUCCAGCAUGCUGCGAUGGAUAUGUUUGUAUAUGGCUGCCUACCCUGAGGUCCAGCAACGUGUGCAGAGAGAGAUCGAUAAUGCAGUUCCCAGAGACAAAUUGCCUUCACACAAUGAAAAAUCACAACUCCAGUACUUGGAGGCUGUGAUUCAUGAAGUUCUUCGGAUAUCAUCUUUGAUCCCAUUUAGUGUGGGCCAUUAUGUCACAAAGGACAUAGAGAUUGGAGGUUACCUGUUACCAAAGGGCACGACUUUCCUGGGGUGUUCUGUGAUAUGCCAUGAGGAUCCCAACUACUGGCAAGACCCUAAACAGUUCAAUCCUGACCGCUUCCUGGAUAACGAUGGAAAGUUUGUUUCCCAGAAAGAGGGUUUCUUCCCAUUUGGAAUAGGUCGGCGGCAGUGCCUGGGGGAGGCCUUGGCCCGGAUGGAGAUGUUCAUCUUCUCGGCAGCACUGCUCCAGAACUUCACCUUUUCUCCACUUCCCAACAAGCAAAUCGACUUGCAACCCGAUUCUAUUCCAUUUAUACAGUUUGCAAAAGAUCAAGAUAUUGUCAUUGCCAUCAGAAAGUAGGCAAGGCAAUGAGUCACAAUAACGUGGCUGAAUAUUACACACCUGACCUAACCUAACCUCAUCUAGCCUAACCUGCAAAUCUGAAAAUGAAAAAUUGACGGCGUUUCGGUCCGUCUCUGACUAUUAUCCAGCCGUGUAACGUGUUAAUGGUCAUCAAUUCAUUUUUUUUUAAUAAUUUGUGGGUUGGGUGUCUAGCAGUGAUCGUGGAGAAAAUGCUAAGAUAAAUGUAUUUGCUUGAGGCGAGUGAAUUAUAGGUACUGUACUGUGUAUAUGUUGCGAUUAUUUUAACUGUAUUGUCAUACACUGCCAGUUGGCUCACGCCGGCCUGCACAUAGCCCACUUUUGUGUUCCAAGUAUAUUUUAAAAUUAUAUUACCGAUAUCUUAUAUUUUGAGUUAUCAUUAUGAACAUGAUUUAACAUUAUAAUGUGUACUUCCAUACCUGAAGGAAAGGUAUGGAAGUGCAGUGGUGGUCCAGUCAGUUUGCUCUGUUGUAAGAAAAUCUACUUUCUACAGCCUCGUUGUGAACGCUUAAUGAAAGUCGAAUUACUUUCAUAUUUUAUAUAUAAGCACGAUAUCAAACACGUCCUGCUGGGACAAAGAUUAAAUCCGGUAUGAAAAGUCGGACUUCUUCACUGGGUACUGGCCACUGUACUUGGCCACACAUUAAUAACACACAACAAUAAUAUAUAUGCCACGUUCCUUGGUAUGUGUCAUAUAUCUCAAUCUUUCAAAAAAUCUUUCAAAAGCAAAAAUUGUUCGUAUGCAAGAAAAACCAAUUGUAUCUUUUUUUCUGGAAAGCAUAUUUAAAUUCCUUUAUGUAAAUAAAUAUGGAAGUAAAACUUCCAUAUUUAUUGUUAAAUUGUCUCGAUUUGAUUAAAUUUAUAAUUAUACAUUAAUUAUAUACCAUUACUACAAUUAUAUACGAUUAAUUCUAUACAAUUUUAUAUGGUUGAUUGUGAUCAGCCAUAUAAAAAAAUUUUUUAUUGUACCGGACUAUUUUGUGGAAUUGUAUAGUAUACCAUAAAGUUAACAAAUUAUGUAAAUAAAGAUUACAAUG
Molecule: messenger RNA, 2681 nt
Organism: Procambarus clarkii (red swamp crayfish)
Lineage: Eukaryota; Metazoa; Arthropoda; Malacostraca; Decapoda; Cambaridae
Product: cytochrome P450 2L1
Biological process (GO): xenobiotic metabolic process
Cellular component (GO): intracellular membrane-bounded organelle; cytoplasm
Molecular function (GO): heme binding; oxidoreductase activity, acting on paired donors, with incorporation or reduction of molecular oxygen, reduced flavin or flavoprotein as one donor, and incorporation of one atom of oxygen; iron ion binding
Source: RefSeq, a predicted model, not a curated record